GUCUUGACAAUGUGGAUACCCAGCACUGGGACAUCAUGGAGGGAGUGGAGGUGAAGUCUGACAAGAUCCCCAAGCCGUCCCACACAUGGAAUGGAGAGAAGUUGCCAGACACUCCCUCACCUGCGUGGUUGCAUAGCCCGGCUGAUGAGGAGAAGAAGGGAGCGCCCCAGAUUCAGGAAGAGGUCCACGCCCUAGGCUUCUUCAUCCAGUAUUCGGAGAAAUGGCUUGAUGAUCUGCAGCACGUGCUGAAGGAGUCUGGGAUGGGAGAUGUUUUGGAGCACUUGGUGGUUUUUGGCCGCUUAGGCCAACAAUACUCUUUCAACCCCUUUGGAUGCUUGAACCACUGGCCUCCUGUGACUGAAUUUCCGCUGCGGAUCAUUUUCCAGCCCAAUGCUUCGAAGGCAGCGUCUGCAGAGAGCGCAUCAGUGAACACGCGCUCAAUUGAGGAGAUUCAAAGCGGGAUCAAAAUGAGGCUCUUGCCAUUAUUGGAUUCUGCCAGCUAUCCGAAGCUUCCUGAACCCAUGAGCCGAGAAACAAGAUUGGCAAAGGCUGGCUUGCCGCCACCUUUCCAAGAGCAAGACCCGAAGGAGCCACCCACACCGCCAGCUGGAGAGCCAGCAGCUUCUCAAACUGCCAAUCCGACAGUCCAGGAAAGUCCAAACACGGGCAAUCAUUCUGCUGAGGCUGCUGAGAUUGGUGUUGGCAAGCCUGCUUCGCCUUUCGCAAAUGAAGACAGCCAAGUUCCUUUUGAACUAGACGUGCGCCCAGUGAUUGAUCUGGACGCAGAGGAUGGUGAGAAGCCUGAACCUGAGAAGGCUCAGACAACUGAUGGUGAGAAGCCUGAGGAACCUGAGAAGGCUCAGACAAAUGAUGGUGAGAAGCCUAAGGAACCUGAGAAG
Messenger RNA from Durusdinium trenchii, 899 nucleotides. NCBI's taxonomy places the organism in Eukaryota, Dinophyceae, Suessiales, Symbiodiniaceae. The record is from the annotation of a GenBank genome assembly.